CGGCGGGAGGCGGCGGGGCCGGAGCGGGGAGAUGCUCCGAGUCUUCAUCCUCCACGCAGAAAAUGUCUGCACGCCGGACGCCGACAUCAGCGAUGCCUACUGCUCCGCCAGCUUCGGAGGGGUGAAGAAGAGGACUAAGGUCAUCAAGAACAAUGUGAACCCCGUGUGGAACGAGGGCUUUGAGUGGGACCUGAAGGGGACUGCCCUGGACCCAGGUGCUGAGCUGACUGUCGUGGUGAAAGACCAUGAGACUGUGGGGAGGAACAGGUUUUUGGGUGAAGCUCGAGUGCCCCUGCGAGAUGUCCUCUCCUCCCCCAGCCUGGCAGCCUCCUACAACCUCCCCUUGCUGGACACCAAGAAGCAGAGCACUGGGGCUUUCCUCAUCCUGCAGGUGUCCUACAUCCCCCCGCCCGGAGCUGUGCCUCUCUUUCCCCCUCCAGCUGCCCCCGAGCCGGCCCCGGCUGCUGCUGAGCCCGACGCUGUCACCGGUAACCACAAACCUUCUCCUGGGGGGCCCUGGGGGCCCUGCCCCCCCCAGCACCACGUCUGUCCCACCCAGCCCCCUGGCCCCGCGGCCCCACAGCGCCUGCUCCCACCUCCCUCACCUCCUCCUCCUUUCUGCCCCCAUGCAGAGACGGCCGGAGAGGAGGAGACAGAGGACCAGGCGGUGACAGGAGAUGAGACAGAGCCCUCCUCCUCCUCGGGGCCACCGGGAUCCGACCCCCCCCUAGUGCCCCACAAGCCCCCCGUGCACCACGUGCAGGGCUUGAAGAGGAGGAGAAGCUCCCACAAGAAGCCUCUGUCCAACAAGCCGCAGGACUUCCAGAUCCGGGUGAGAAUCAUCGAGGGCAGGCAGCUCCCUGGGGUCAACAUCAGGCCGGUGGUGAAGGUGACGGUGGCGGGGCAGACCAGGAGGAGCAGGAUACGCAAAGGCAACAGCCCCUUCUUUGACGAGACCUUCUUCUUCAACGUCUUCGAGUCUCCGCUGGAGCUGAUGGACGCCCCCCUCUUCAUCACGGUGGUGGAUUCCCGCUCCUUCCGGGCGGACUCGCUGCUCGGGGAGUUCCGGAUGGACCUCGAGACUGUCUACUCUGAGCCAAAGCAUGCUUUCCUCAGGAAGUGGCUGUUGCUCUCUGACCCAGAGGACUUCUCAGCGGGGGCCAAGGGCUAUCUGAAAGUCAGCCUCUUCGUGCUGGGGCCUGGAGAUGAAGCACCUCUGGAGAAGAGGGAAGUUUCUGAAGACAAGGAGGACAUUGAGGGCAACCUGCUGCGCCCCACUGGGGUCACCCUGCGAGCAGCUCACUUCUGCCUGAAAAUCUUCAAGGCUGAAGACUUGCCCCAGAUGGAUGAUGCUGUCAUGGACAAUGUGAGGCAGAUCUUUGGCUUUGAGAGCAACAAGAAGAACCUGGUAGAUCCCUUCGUGGAAGUCAGCUUCGCAGGCAAGACGCUCUACUCAAAGAUCCUGGAGAAGAAUGCCAACCCACAGUGGAACCAGAGCCUGACGCUGCCAGCCAUGUUCCCCUCCAUGUGUGAGAAGAUGAGGCUCCGGGUGACCGACUGGGACAGAGUGACUCACAACGACGUCGUCGGCACUGCCUACCUCAGCAUGUCCAAGAUCUCGGCCCCUGGAGGGGAGCUGGAGGAUGAGUUUCCUGCCCUUGUGAAGCCUCUGAAAGCCCCAGACCUGGAUGAUGGCCUCGGGUUCCUGCCCACCUUUGGGCCCUGCUACAUCAACCUGUACGGCAGCCCCCGGGAGUUCACCGGCUUCCCCGACCCCUACGAGAGCCUCAACCUGGGAAAGGGCGAGGGAGUUGCCUAUCGUGGCAGGCUGCUGGUGGAGCUGGAGACCAAGGUGGUGGAGCACGUGGAGCAGAAGGUGGAGGACAUCUCCGCAGAUGACAUCCUGCGGGUGGAGCGGUACCUGCGCCGCCGGAAGUACUCUCUCUUCGCCGCCUUCUACUCGGCCACCAUGCUGCAGGACGUGGACGACGCCAUCCAGUUCGAGGUCAGCAUCGGCAACUACGGCAACAAGUUCGACACCACCUGCCUGCCCCUGGCCUCCACCACGCAGUACAGCAGGGCUGUCUUCGAUGGCUGUCACUAUUACUACUUGCCCUGGGGCAACGUGAAGCCGGUGGUGGUGCUGUCAUCCUACUGGGAAGAUAUCAGCGAUAGGACUGAUGCCCAGAACCUCCUCCACUAUGCAGCAGAUAGGUUGGAAGCAAACCUGGAGAAGAUCCACCUGGCUCUCAAGGCCAAUCACUCUCCAAGUGAGCUGGAUGCUCUGGGUGCCCAGCUGAUGGAUGACAUCAUUGCUGACUGCAGCCUGACCUUGCCUGAUGUCCUGAGGAAGCCAGCCAGCACCCACCUCGACCAGAACAUGUACCGCUUCCGAAGCACCAACCUGGAGCAGAUAGUGAAGGCAGCCCUGAAGCUCAAGCACGAGGACUCCAGUCUGUCAGCAGCCCUGGAGCAGGCAGAGGACUGGCUCUCCAGGCUGAGGGCCAUGGCAGAGGAGCCCCAGAACAGCCUCCCCGACGUGGUGAUCUGGAUGCUGCAGGGAGACAAGCGCCUGGCCUACGCCCGGGUGCCGGCCCAUGAGGUCCUCUUCUCCACCAACGUCUCCAACUGCUGUGGCAAGAACUGUGGCAAGCUGCAGACCAUCUUCCUGAAGUACCCUCAGGAGGAGGCGAUGGGCGCGAGGAUCCCAGCCCAGAUCCGAGUGCGGCUCUGGCUGGGGCUGGCGGUGGACCAGAAGGAGUUCAACCAAUACGCCGAGGGCAGGCUCUCUGUCUUUGCUGAAACUUAUGAGAACCAGACCAAGCUGGCACUGGUUGGGAACUGGGGCACGACUGGCCUGACCUACCCCAAAUACUCAGAUGUCACUGGCAAGAUCAAGCUGCCCAAGGACAGCUUCCGCCCUUCCGCGGGCUGGACCUGGGCUGGGGACUGGUUCAUCUGCCCCGAGAAGACGUUGCUGCAUGAUGUGGAUGCUGGGCACCUGAGCUUUGUGGAGGAGGUGUUUGAGAACCAGGUCCGGCUGCCUGGAGGCCAGUGGAUCCACAUGACUGACGCCUACACCGACGUGAACGGGGAGAAGGUGCUGCCCAAGGAUGAGAUUGAGUGUCCUCCAGGCUGGAAAUGGGAAGAUGUGGAGUGGGACACAGACCUCAACAGAGCUGUGGAUGAGAAAGGCUGGGAGUAUGGCAUCCCCAUCCCCCCUGAGCGCCGUCCCAAGGCCUGGGUGCCGGCGGAGAAGAUGUACCACACCAACCGGCGCCGGCGCUGGGUGCGCCUGCGCCGCAGGGACCUGGCGCAGAUGGAGGCCGUGAGGAAGCAGAAGCAGGAGGAGCUGGACGGGGAGGGCUGGGAGUACGCCUCGCUCUUCGGCUGGCGCUUCCACCUCAAGCAGCGCCGCACCGACAGCUUCCGCCGCCGCCGCUGGAGGCGCCGCAUGGAGCCCCUGGAGCGCACCGGCGCUGCCGCCGUCUUCGCCUUGGAGGGGGCUCUGGGUGGAGUGACAGAUGACAAGAGUGACGACGGCAAAUCCAUCUCCACCCUCAGUUUUGGUGUCAACAGACCCACCAUCUCCUGCAUAUUUGACUGUGGGAACAGGUACCACCUCCGCUGCUACAUGUACCAGGCACGGGAUCUGAUUGCCAUGGACAAGGACAGCUUCUCAGACCCCUACGCCAUUGUCUCCUUCCUCCACCAAAGCCAGAAGACAGUGGUGAUCAAGAACACCUUGAACCCCACCUGGGACCAGACACUCAUCUUCUAUGAGAUAGAGAUCUUUGGGGACCCACAGAACGUAGCUGACUCCCCUCCCAACAUUGUGGUGGAAAUAUAUGACCAGGACACCUAUGGUGCUGAUGAGUUCAUGGGGCGCUGCAUCUGCCGGCCCAGCCUGCAGCGCUCGCCGCGGCUCGCCUGGCACCCGGUCACCAGGGCCGGCAGGAACGUCGGGGAGCUGCUCGCUGCCUUCGAGCUCAUCCAGAGGGACAAGCCAGCUGUCCAUCACAUCCCUGGCUUCGAGAGUGAGCUGUCCUCCAGCCUGGAUGAGCUCUGCACCCCUGCCUUGUUCUACGAGGGGCUCCUCCAAUGGUCUGCUGACUCUGACCUGCCAUACCCACCCCCCCAGCGAGAGGCCAACAUCUACAUGGUCCCUCAGGGCAUCAAGCCGGUCCUGCAGCGCACAGCCAUCGAGAUCCUGGCCUGGGGGCUGAGGAACCUCAAGAGCUACCAGCUGGCCAGUGUCACCUCGCCCAGCCUGCUGGUGGAGUGUGGAGGCCAGUUUGUGCAGUCCUGUGUCAUCAAGAACGUCAAGAAGAACCCCAACUUCGAUGUCUGUGUGCUCUUCAUGGAAGUGCGUCUGCCGAAGGAGAGCCUCUACAGCCCCCCCAUCAGCAUCAAGAUCAUCGACAACAGAGCCUUCGGCCGCCGGCCGGUCGUGGGGCAGUGCACCCUCCGCGCCCUCGACGCCUUCUACUGCGACCCCUACCGGCAGGAGAAGGAUGGACCCCAGGAGCAGCCGGAUGAUGUGAGCCUCACACCCAGGGAUGAUGUCCUCAUUGACAUUGAUGACAAAGAGCCUCUUAUUCCUCUCCAGCUUGCAGAGGGUCUGACCAGCUCGGCACUAAUUAACACCCCAGCUUCUUGGGCCCAGUCUCAUGAGGAAGAAUUCAUUGACUGGUGGAGCAAAUUCUAUGCCUCCACAGGAGAGAGGGAAAAAUGUGGCUGCUAUUUGGAGAAAGGCUUUGACACCUUGAAGGUCUAUGAGACAGAGCUGGAGAGCGUGGAGGACUUUGAGUGUCUCUCUGACUUCUGCCACACCUUCAAGCUGUACCGCGGGCGGUCGCAGGACUCCAGCGAUGACCCCUCGGUGGUGGGGGAGUUCAAGGGGUCCUUCAAGAUCUACCCUCUGCCAGAUGACCCACGGGCCCCAGUGCCACCUCGGCAGUUCCAGCAGCUGCCGGCCAGAGGAGCGCAGGAGUGCCUGCUCCGGGUCUACAUCAUCCGUGCCUUUGACCUCCAGCCCAAGGACACCAAUGGCAAGUGUGACCCCUAUGUGAAGAUUUCAGUGGGAAAGAAAUCCAUAAAUGACCAAGAAAAUUACCUGCCCUGCACACUGGAGCCUGUCUUUGGAAAGAUGUUUGAGCUGAGCUGCACCCUGCCCCUGGAGAAGGACCUGAAGAUCACUCUCUACGACUAUGAUCUCCUGUCAAAGGAUGAGAAGAUUGGGGAGACCAUCAUAGACCUGGAGAACCGGUUCCUGUCCAAGUAUGGGGCACGCUGUGGCCUCCCCCAGACCUACUGCAUCUCGGGUCCCAACCAGUGGCGAGACCAGCUCCGUCCCUCCCAGCUGCUCCACCUCUUCGCCCUGCAGCACAGCUACAAGGCUCCCACCUACCAGCCUGACAGGAUCACCUUCAGGGAGCAGGAGUACAUCCUCUCUGAACUGGAGGACAGCAAACCCUUCAACCCUCACCUGGGGCCGGCGGAGGAGCGCCUUGCCCUGCACGCCCUGCGCAGGCAGGGGCUGGUGCCCGAGCACGUGGAGACCAGACGCCUCUACAGCCCUCUGCAGCCAGAGAUUGAGCAGGGAAAGCUACAGAUGUGGGUGGACCUGUUCCCAAAAUCCCUGGGUCAGCCUGGGCCCCCCUUCAACAUCACACCACGCAAAGCCAAGAGGUUCUACUUGCGCUGCAUCAUCUGGAACACCAGGGACGUCAUCCUGGAUGACCUCAGCAUCACUGGGGAGAAGAUGAGUGACAUCUAUGUCAAAGGCUGGCUGGUUGGCCAUGAGGAGAACAAGCAGAAGACAGAUGUGCACUACAGGUCCAUGGGAGGAGAGGGCAACUUCAACUGGAGGUUCAUCUUCCCCUUUGACUAUCUCCCUGCUGAGCAGAUGUGUUACAUCUCAAAAAAGGAGCACUUCUGGAGCUUGGACAAGACAGAAAACAAGAUUCCACCCCAGCUGAUCUUCCAGAUUUGGGACAAUGACAAGUUCUCUUUUGAUGACUAUUUAGGCUCCAUUCAGAUGGAUCUCAACAAGAUGCCUAAGCCUGCCAAGACAGCUGAGAAGUGCUCCCUGGAGCUGGUAGAUGAAACUCUGUCUUCCAGUCGCUUUGUGUCCCUCUUUGAGCAGAAAACUGUCAAGGGCUGGUGGCCCUGUGUGGCUGAGGAGAAUCAAAAGAGGGUCCUGGCGGGCAAACUGGAGAUGACUCUGGAAAUCGUGGCAGAGCAGGAGCACGAAGAGCGGCCGGCUGGCAUGGGUCGAGAUGAGCCCAACAUGAACCCCAGGCUGGAGGACCCCAAGCGCCCAGAAACCUCCUUCCUGUGGUUCACCUCCCCAUACAAGACCCUGAAGUACAUCCUGUGGCGUCGGUACAAGUGGCUGCUGCUCCUGGCCCUUCUGCUCUUCAUCCUGCUGCUCUUCCUGGGAGUCUUCAUCUACGCCUUCCCGAACUACGCUGCCAUGAAGCUGGUGAAACCUUUCAACUGAAGCUGUGCUGCAGGAGGUCUGCAAGGUCCAGUGCCUGCCUGGGGGUGUUGCAAGAGAGGCUGCAGCUCCCUGUGGGAUCCCACCAGCAGCUGGAGGAGGAGGAGGAACAGCCUCACCCCCUGAGAUACACCUGGCAGAGCAGGCAGAGUCCCACCCACAGCACUCACCUUGGAGGCAGCCCAGAAUGGAUUCCCUCCCCCAGAUGUUUCUUGGUUUACUCAUUUUCUC
Dryobates pubescens (Downy woodpecker) is the source of this 6733-nucleotide messenger RNA. It is a transcript of the gene DYSF, whose product is annotated as dysferlin. The transcript is spliced from 56 exons. Bases 32 to 6505 code for a protein of 2157 amino acids. The record is from RefSeq and is a predicted model, not a curated record. NCBI's taxonomy places the organism in Eukaryota, Metazoa, Chordata, Aves, Piciformes, Picidae. Gene Ontology annotation, molecular function: calcium-dependent phospholipid binding; calcium ion binding. Gene Ontology annotation, biological process: plasma membrane repair; vesicle fusion; T-tubule organization. Gene Ontology annotation, cellular component: T-tubule; membrane; cytoplasmic vesicle.